AUGGUUGAAUGUUAUAAUGCUGGAAGAAAUGAAACUAUCAUGUGUCCUGUAAAUACUGCCGUUUAUUUUGUCGUAGGAGUUAUUGUACCGUUUAUUAUUUUAAUUAUUGUUAUUGUUAUAUCUGCUUAUUUUCGAUAUAGAAAUAAAUGGUUCAUAAGAGAACAACAACAAACCAAUAUGACAACAGUUACUUCGAUUAACAAUACCGAUGAGCAUCAACAAGAAUCAUAUAAUUAUUCACAUCCACCUCGUUAUUCAGCAAGAAUUGAUAGUAUUUAUGGUAAACCACCAUCUUAUGAACAAACUGUACAGCAGUUACAAGAGAUUAAUGAUGCAUUCGAUGAUACAACACCAACUAUGUCAACGACAAUAUUAUCAUCAUCAACAACACAAUUAGUUCAACCAUCAUGA
Molecule: messenger RNA, 411 nt
Organism: Rotaria sp. Silwood2
Lineage: Eukaryota; Metazoa; Rotifera; Eurotatoria; Philodinida; Philodinidae
Source: the annotation of a GenBank genome assembly